Acanthoscelides obtectus is the source of this 96-nucleotide messenger RNA. The record is from the annotation of a GenBank genome assembly. Lineage: Eukaryota; Metazoa; Arthropoda; Insecta; Coleoptera; Chrysomelidae.
AUGCGAGUUGUUUUGGAUUUCGUUGCAGUUAAUUUUGUGCAAGUCGAACUGAAGUGGAUAAAAAGAAUACAACAGGAAAAACUGUCCAUAGCUUAA